Atta colombica is the source of this 636-nucleotide messenger RNA. Its product is annotated as ester hydrolase C11orf54 homolog. Gene Ontology annotation, molecular function: zinc ion binding; hydrolase activity, acting on ester bonds. Lineage: Eukaryota; Metazoa; Arthropoda; Insecta; Hymenoptera; Formicidae. The transcript has 4 exons. Gene Ontology annotation, cellular component: nucleus. The record is from RefSeq and is a predicted model, not a curated record. The coding region runs from base 1 to 636 and encodes 211 amino acids.
AUGGUGGAGCUAAUUAUACCAAUAGAUUUGUAUGUACCUGAACAAACUGAACUAGCUACAGUUUUGCAGAAUGAGUUGAGUACAGAUUUUGAAGAAGUUACAGUCGAAUGGGUGGAUUGUCCUGAUUUGACUCAGGAACCUUUCAAUCUCGCAACACCAGGAUUAUGCGGUGAUACAGCACUUUUAGAUCUCGGUGGUAUCUCAAAUCUUUUUCCAUUUCCGUUAAAAGACAAAAUUUACUUCCAAAAUAUCUUACAAAAAGUACUUGAUCGUACUCAAAGUGAUAACUUGAUCAUCGGAGGAGGUCUUUGUACAAAACAAUCAAAUGAACUAUUAGUCGAGCUGAUUAUGAACGCGUCAUUCUCACCAGCAGCGAAUGGAACGAUGACAGUUAAGAAUAAAAGUAGCUUUGCAUCAAUAGAAAUAACACAAAAGAAAAAAUAUUUUGUAUUAAAAUCCUUAACUGACACUAAUCCUUAUUGCAAUAUAUACGGGAACUUCUUCGUUAGCAAAGGUCUGCGAGAACAAGUUCUCAAAGUACAUGCUAAGCAUCGCACUGGUCGUGACUUUAUAGUUGCACUGCAGCACGCAAUUAAACGAUUUUCAAAAUCUUCACAACUCAUGGGUAAGAAAUAA